AUGAAUAUGUCAUCUGAUCCAAAUAUGGAUGGAGUACAGUACUGCUUCCCAUCUGUUGAGAAAUCGUGUAUGAGAAAUAGCCUUCCUGCAACACUUACUGCUCUGUUAUACACAUUAAUAGCUGCACUUAUAAUUACUGUUAUUGGUGGAAAUCUUGUUGUGAUUAUUUCUGUCUUCCAUUUCCAACAGCUUCAUUCUCCAUCCAACUUUUUAACACUUUCUUUGGCUGUUACUGAUUUCUUUGUCGGUUUCCUUGUUUUACCAUUUAGCAUGGUAAGAUCCAUUGAGGCAUGUUGGUAUUUUGGCAAUACAUUUUGUAAAAUCCACUCUGCAUUCGACAUGGCUUUCACAACUGUAUCUCUUUUGCAUCUUUGCUUUAUUGCUGUAGAUCGUUACUACAUCAUUUGUGACCCACUGCAUUAUUCUUCAAAAAUCACAUUUUCUGUCAUAGCAGUGUUUUUGUCUGUCUGUUGGGCAGUACCCAUAUGUUUCAGUUGUUCUAUAGUUUUCUCUGGUAAGAAUGUAGAUGAGACAUUUUUGUCUUACAUUUACUGUGAAGGGUUAUGCAUACUAACAUCUGACAAAAUGUGGGGAGUGAUUAUACCUGUAGUAAAUUUCUUUUUGCCUGCAUCAGCAAUGAUAGGCAUUUACAUUAAGAUUUUUGCUGUGGCUAGAGACCAUGCCAAAGUUAUUAAUGGCAUUGCAGACAACAUAAUUUCUGUGAAAAAGCAUAGCAAACAAACAAAGGAAGCAGAACAAAAAGCAACUAAAACCCUAAUAUUAAUAAUGGGUGUAUUUUUAUUUUGUUGGUUACCUGCUAUGAUUAUGAUAAUGCUGAAUUUUUAUUUCAGUGUCUUUAUUCCAUCUUUUAUUUUUGAAGUAUUAAGCUGGUUAGCAUAUUUUAAUUCAGCUUGUAAUCCCAUUAUUUAUGGCUUCUUUUAUCCCUGGUUUCGAAAAGCAUUUAAAAUGGUUUUAACUGGUAAAAUAUUUACUGUUGCAUCCCAUACCUUUAAUCUCUUCUCUGAAAACCAUUGA
Molecule: messenger RNA, 1035 nt
Organism: Protopterus annectens (West African lungfish)
Lineage: Eukaryota; Metazoa; Chordata; Ceratodontiformes; Protopteridae
Product: trace amine-associated receptor 4-like
Exons: 1
Coding region: 1-1035 (344 amino acids)
Biological process (GO): G protein-coupled receptor signaling pathway
Cellular component (GO): membrane
Molecular function (GO): trace-amine receptor activity
Source: RefSeq, a predicted model, not a curated record